CACAACAAGCGCCAGACAAUCCCCACACCUGGCGCGAGUAGGACCCGGUAACAAGUCGCGCGCUCGUUCCCUUCAUUGAACGCUGGUGUGGCCGACGGACUUCGUUCUGACGUUGUUCUUUAGCAUGGUGGUUCUUGGCUCGGAGUAAAUCGGGACCGAAGACCAACUGACAAAGCUUGGAUAAAUAUACUGUUUAUAUAUAUAUAUAUCUUUCGAAGCAUUAUUUGAUGGAGUGUAGGCAUGGUCGUCACCUGUAGGAAGUGACUGCGGCGCGGUCGCGUCCCUGCCUCUCGUAGCUGCAAGUGUCAGGUGCGGCGCCAUGACCGUCGUGGCACCCGUGCCUCGCCCCAACUCUCUGCUGCCGCGGGCUCCAGCACCCUGGCGCCCUGCGGCCGCUGCUGCCCUCGGCCUGCCUGCGGCAGUGCAGAGCCUCCUGCAGCAGCUGGGCGGAACAUUCCACACGUACCACCCCUUCCGCCGCGCCCGGAGGGAGAGCGACGAUGAGGCCAACAUUCCCCGCGACCCCGCGCCCCUUCUGCUGCUCUGCCGGCAGGCGCUCAUCUCCUCCUUCGGGCUGCGGAAGCUACGGCGGCUCUUGCUGUGGGCUGGGGCGCCGCGCGCCGUGUCGAGGAUCCUGUCGACGAUCGGCGCCGGCGAGUGCGAGGCCCUGGGGGCGGCGCCCCUGACCGACGUGUUCGCGCAGCCCUUCUUCCACAGGGCCAUCACGUGGCGCGUGACGUGCUGCCUGGACCGCCAGCCCUACCUCACCACCUACGCCGCCACCAACGCCAUCCACGGCUACUGCGUCCCCUGGG
This is a messenger RNA of Penaeus vannamei (Pacific white shrimp), 815 nucleotides long. The record is from RefSeq and is a predicted model, not a curated record. NCBI's taxonomy places the organism in Eukaryota, Metazoa, Arthropoda, Malacostraca, Decapoda, Penaeidae.